AUGCAGGUCACUAGAGCACUCUCGCGUUUCAGACGCUCACUAAAGCGUCUUUACAUUGAGCGAGACUUUUUUCGCCCGUACGAGAUACUACUCGCCCUGCCCGGGUUCCAUCUGGUGGAGAGAUAUCGCACUAGUAGCUGGACGCGUGUGUUGUUCCUGUUAUCACGCGUUUUUCAACUGCUGCAGUAUGCGGUGUGGGGAGAUCUCUUUUAUUUGGGCCUGAUGGAUGCAUCGGGAAACUUCGAAAAGGCACUCCACUACGGUAAUACGUUCGGUGUGUUAACGAUGAUGCUAAUUCGCAUGCUUGUAGUGCGCUGGAAUCUCCCGAACGUCGAAGAAUUCAAGCGAUACCUCCGGCGACAGCGAAGCAUCAAGAAGCAAACCUCAAGAACGCACUCUCGGUCCUAUCAGAAGAUCGUCAACAUUGCCAUCAUGUUCCAGCUGAUCGGAAUAGUGGAUCGCUUUGUGGUUUGCUUCUCCAGCACAUACCGGCAAGAGCUGUACGAGCUGCCGUCAAAUCUGGUGGAGCUUGGAUGGCCUAUGGUGAUAGCGUUACAUGUACUCUCGUUUGAUUUUGCCUCACGAUGGGCUGCUGCAUACAACGUAUCACUUACGGGCAUGAACUCCAUUAUGAUGGGACUGUACGACGAACUGGUAGAUAUUGCCGAAGAAUAUCGUCAACUGUUUGCUAGAAACCAGGAUGGCAGUGACUUCUGGACAUGCCUGGAGCGUAACAUUGCCCAAGCUGUUAAACGGCACGAGACAUUUAUUGCGCAGCUUGAUCAGCUGAAACCAUUCCUCCAGACUACCUUUCUGGUGAUGUUCUACUCUGCGGCGCUGUUCCUCGCUACCGGUACGUUUAUAAUAACGGCGAAAGGGACGACGACGUACGGUGUUAUCCUUAGUGGAUUUCUGUUUGCGUUGUUGCUUGAAUGUUACUGGUGUUGUCAGCUUGUGGAUCGACUGAACGAUAUGAAUGCUCAGAUAGGUACGAAUCUGUACAACCUCCCCUGGCCGACAGAGUUACAGUACACCAAGGCGACUGCUAGCCGCUACAGACAGGCACGCUCAUCUCUGCUGAUCAUGAUGAGCAAGACCCAGAAGUCGCUCGGGAUUAAUUGCGGUGGCAUGUUCGAGAUGUCCAGCGAAGCCUUCGCUAGUCUGGUGAAGCUGACCUACACAAUGCUUAUGUUUCUGCGUGAUACACAAAACCUCUCCUAA
Anopheles marshallii is the source of this 1221-nucleotide messenger RNA. RefSeq lists its product as uncharacterized. Bases 1 to 1221 code for a protein of 406 amino acids. Gene Ontology annotation, cellular component: plasma membrane. The transcript is spliced from 2 exons. Gene Ontology annotation, molecular function: odorant binding; olfactory receptor activity. NCBI's taxonomy places the organism in Eukaryota, Metazoa, Arthropoda, Insecta, Diptera, Culicidae. The record is from RefSeq and is a predicted model, not a curated record. Gene Ontology annotation, biological process: sensory perception of smell; detection of chemical stimulus involved in sensory perception of smell.